This is a messenger RNA of Iphiclides podalirius (scarce swallowtail), 387 nucleotides long. The record is from the annotation of a GenBank genome assembly. Lineage: Eukaryota; Metazoa; Arthropoda; Insecta; Lepidoptera; Papilionidae.
AUGAAAUCCAUGAUCGUUGUCUCGUUGGCGUGCUUGGCGGUGGCCUUGGCGGUGCCCACGGACGACGUAGACCUGAGCCCGAGCAGGCUGGGCGUGGGCAAGAACUUCGCGUCGGGAUCCCACGGGGGUGGCCACAGCGCGGGCGCGUCCGGUGGCGCCCACGGCGGCAGCGCCCACUCCGGCGGCGCCGGCGCCAAGCACAACGACGGCUACAGCAAAGACAGCCACACCUCCUUCUCGAAGACGGAGCGCGAGUCCGGCCACAGCUCCGGCAGCGCUGGUGUUCGCGGCUCCGGCAGCUCUGGUGGCGGUCGCCACGGCAGCGCGCACAGCGGCGGCGCCGGCUACGGCCAGAGCGCGCACGGCUCCGGCCGCACCUACCUGCCC